Aspergillus brunneoviolaceus CBS 621.78 is the source of this 948-nucleotide messenger RNA. RefSeq lists its product as uncharacterized. The coding region runs from base 487 to 888 and encodes 133 amino acids. The record is from RefSeq and is a predicted model, not a curated record. NCBI's taxonomy places the organism in Eukaryota, Fungi, Ascomycota, Eurotiomycetes, Eurotiales, Aspergillaceae. The transcript has a single exon.
GGCAUGCUGUCUGGAGGCAGACACUGUGGUGGCCUGGUUAGGCUAGAUGCGUCACGGUCAUGCUCUUGGGUUCUACUUGUGUGGUGCUGUUUGGGGGCAGGUACGGAGACUGUUCUUGUGUGCAUAAAUGCAGCAGCAGCGUUGCCGCGUGCUUUGUCAUCAAUGCACACUGUGCGGUUUUCCAGGGACAUGCAUGUCUCCUACCCAAACAACCUCCUAUCCCAUCGAGCAAGAGGGUGUUGACACCGAGGUAGAUUUAUCUGUAUGACCCUCUGUUUCACUAUAAGUGAGCGGAUACCAGGGUGACAGCCAGCGUCAAGGGGCUAUUCCUGUGGUUGUUGCGAGAACAAAACCCAUGUUUCACCGUAUCUCAUCUUGAGACGUACGUCUAAGAUUCGUAACCUCCAGUGCUUAUUGAUGAACCCACCCAGACACCUCCUGCUAAGCAACACGGUGGCUUACCAGUUCCAGCUCAGCAAGAAAGAAAUGAGCUGGGUGGGUAAGCCAUCUCUCCUUCCGAUGCCCGUAUGCAAAAGUUGUUGUUGGAUAGCCUCUUGCCAGGCAAAGACUUCUCAUCCAUCUUAUCCUUCUUCUCGCUUCGACUGCCAAUGGCACAGCAACCGAGCUCGCUUUCUCUCUGGUUCUGGGCCUAAAUAUGCCGUUCGACUCAAAGCAUUUCCCAACCCGGUUGCAAGCAUCCAUACUUUACCUGUCUGUUGUAUGUCCAAGAUCGAGAACGAUCCGAUCGGGCUUGGGGGGGUCCUUUUGUAUCAUGAUCAUGGUUGCGGACGCAAUGUAUUUCCCGCUAACAUGUCUACACGUGCACACGAUGGUGAGCAUACCCCUCUGGCUAUGGCGGGAAGGGGUAAGAGUUUACGGCCAAGGUAGUUCUUGCGGGGGCCUGUGGCUUUAGAUCAUUCCCUAUGAGAAUAGUAUGCAAUAUGACAU